Messenger RNA from Hemicordylus capensis (graceful crag lizard), 7457 nucleotides. RefSeq names its product dedicator of cytokinesis 7 (gene DOCK7). Gene Ontology annotation, biological process: positive regulation of GTPase activity; small GTPase-mediated signal transduction; axonogenesis. NCBI's taxonomy places the organism in Eukaryota, Metazoa, Chordata, Lepidosauria, Squamata, Cordylidae. The record is from RefSeq and is a predicted model, not a curated record. The transcript is spliced from 45 exons. Bases 415 to 5934 code for a protein of 1839 amino acids. Gene Ontology annotation, molecular function: guanyl-nucleotide exchange factor activity.
CGUGUCUUUCAAUGGAGCAAGGAGGCGUGUCCUUGAGUUUCCUUGCUUCCGUCGAAUAUUUGCACCCUUUGCAGUGAAUGCCAGUCCGCGCCGGCAUGAGCCGGGAUCCCAAUCACACCGAAUGAAAAAUUAGGGGUAGCUUUGCCCCCAAUCACUCCACAGACAACCCCCGUCUAGCUAACCUUUGCCUUGCCAUAUAUCUGCUAGGAGAGAGAGAGAGAGACCCAUCUUUGGCUUAGAAGGCGAGGCUAGUGCAUGGCAUUGUGGCGGGUGGAUAAGCACAACGACUUUUUGGUGCGUGACUCUCACGAGCAUUACGGCACUCAUUCCUGGCUCCUUUGACUGUCUCCUACUACUGCGGCGUCGGCGGCGAGAAAGGCGAGAAGCGCUUUUGGUUGUAGAUCCUGAGCAGCCAUGGCCGAGCGCCGCGCCUUCGCCCAGAAGAUCAGCAGAACUGUGGCAGCUGAAGUAAGAAAACAGAUUUCAGGACAAUAUGGUGGAUCACCACAGCUUCUCAAGAAUCUUAACAUUGGAGGCAGUGUUUCUCAUCAUACCACUGUGCCUCUUACUGAACCUGUGGAUCCAGUGGAUUUGGAAGAUUACCUUAUUACACAUCCACUUGCAGUAGAAUCCGGCCCAUUGAGGGAUUUGCUUGAAUUUCCUUCUGAUGAUAUUGAAGUUAUUUACAGUCCCCGAGAAUGCAGAACACUUGUGUCAGCUGUACCUGAGGAAAGUGAGAUGGACCCUCAUGUGAGGGAUUGUGUAAGAAGUUACACAGAAGAUUGGGCCAUUGUGAACAGAAAAUACCACAAAUUGGGAACAGGAUUUAACCCCAACACGUUAGACAAGCAGAAGGAGAGGCAGAGAGGCCUGCCCAAACAGAUCUUCGAGUCUGAUGAGGCUCCAGAUGGCAACAACUACCAGGAUGAACAAGAUGAUCUUAAAAGACGGUCCAUGUCGAUAGAUGAUACACCGCGUGGCAGCUGGGCUUGCAGUAUUUUUGACCUGAAAAACUCCCUUCCAGAUGCCCUGCUUCCAAAUCUUCUGGAUCGAACACCAAAUGAAGAAAUUGAUCAUCAAAAUGAUGAUCGAAGGAAGUCGAACAGACACAAGGAGCUUUUUGCAUUGCAUCCAGCCCCAGAUGAGGAGGAGCCAAUAGAAAGACUGGGUAUCCCUGAAAUCCCCAAGGAACACUUUGGACAGCGGCUUCUUGUAAAGUGCUUGUCUUUAAAAUUUGAAAUUGAAAUAGAGCCAAUUUUUGCGAGUUUGGCAUUGUAUGAUGUUAAAGAAAAGAAAAAGAUUUCAGAGAACUUCUUCUUUGAUUUAAACUCUGAACAAAUGAAAGGCAUGUUGCGUCCUCAUGUCCCACCUGCUGCUAUAACCACACUGGCCCGGUCAGCCAUAUUUUCUAUUACUUACCCCUCUCAAGAUGUCUUCCUGGUAAUAAAGCUGGAAAAAGUAUUACAGCAGGGAGAUAUUGGGGAGUGUGCAGAGCCAUAUAUGAUUUUAAAAGAAGCAGAUGCUGCAAAGAACAAAGAAAAGCUGGAAAAGCUGAAAAGCCAGGCAGACCAAUUUUGCCAAAGACUUGGCAAGUAUCGCAUGCCUUUUGCAUGGACAGCCAUUCACUUAAUGAACAUAGUCAGCAGUGCUGGAAGUUUAGAAAGAGACUCUACAGAAGUAGAAAUUGCGACAGGGGAACGCAAAGGAUCUUGGUCAGAGAGAAGGAAUUCCAGCAUCGUCGGCAGGCGUUCCUUGGAAAGAACCACUAGCGGAGAUGAAGCCUGCAACCUAACUAAUUUUAGACCAGCUACCCUCACAGUGACAAACUUCUUUAAACAGGAAGGUGACCGAUUGAGUGAUGAAGAUUUGUACAAGUUCCUUGCAGAUAUGAGAAGACCAUCUUCUGUUCUACGGAGAUUAAAACCUAUCACAGCUCAGUUGAAGAUAGAUAUCUCUCCAGCCCCAGAGAACCCACACUACUGUUUAACUCCUGAGCUGCUGCAAGUGAAACUUUACCCUGAUAGUAGAGUUCGACCAACAAGAGAGAUCCUGGAAUUUCCUGCAAGGGACGUUUAUAUUCCAAAUACAAUAUAUAGAAAUAUUCUAUAUGUGUAUCCUCAAAGCCUUAACUUUGCCAACCGUCAAGGAUCUGCUCGGAAUAUCACUGUAAAAGUCCAGUUUAUGUACGGAGAGGAUCCAAGUAAUGCAAUGCCGGUAAUCUUUGGGAAAUCCAGCUGUGCUGAAUUUUCAAAAGAAGCAUACACGGCUGUUGUAUAUCAUAACAGAUCUCCUGAUUUUCAUGAAGAAAUAAAGAUCAGACUCCCUGCCACAUUAACAGAUCACCACCACCUGCUUUUUACUUUCUAUCAUGUCAGUUGCCAACAAAAACAGAACACCCCACUCGAGACUCCUGUUGGAUACACGUGGAUACCAAUGCUUCAGAAUGGACGUUUGAAGACUGGUCAGUUCUGCCUACCUGUUUCACUGGAGAAACCACCACAGGCCUAUUCUGUGCUCUCACCAGAGGUGCCCCUGCCUGGAAUGAAGUGGGUAGAUAACCAUAAGGGAGUUUUUAAUGUGGAAAUAGUUGCUGUGUCAACCAUUCAUACACAGGACCCUUACCUUGACAAGUUCUUUGCCCUUGUUCAUGCCCUGGAUGAACACAUGUUCCCUGUGAGGAUAGGCGACAUGAGAAUUAUGGAAAACAACUUGGAAAAUGAACUAAAGAGCAGCAUUUCAGCUUUGAAUUCAUCUCAGUUGGAACCUGUGGUGCGAUUUCUCCAUCUCCUGCUUGACAAACUGAUUCUUUUGGUUGUAAGACCUCCUAUUAUUGCAGGCCAAAUAGUCAAUCUGGGUCAAGCAUCUUUUGAAGCCAUGGCCUCUAUUGUAAACAGACUCCACAAAAAUCUAGAAGGAAACCAAGACCAGCAUGGCAGAAACAACCUUCUCACUUCAUAUAUUUAUUAUGUUUUUCAUCUCCCAAAUACUUCUCCCAAUUCCCCAUCACCAGGUCCUGGUGGCUUGGGAGGAUCAGUGCAUUAUGCUACCAUGGCCCGUUCAGCUAUCAGACCAGCAAGCUUAAACCUAAAUCGCUCUAGGAGCCUUAGUAACAGCAACCCUGAUAUAUCUGGGACUCCAACCUCACCUGAUGAUGAAGUACGGUCAAUCAUUGGGAGUAAGGGCUUAGAUCGCUCCAAUUCCUGGGUUAACACUGGUGCUCCAAAAGCUGCCCCAUGGGGAUCCAACCCCAGUCCAAGUGCAGAGACUACACAGGCUGCAGAUCGAAGUUGUAAUCGUAUGUCUUCGCACACAGAGACAUCAAGUUUCUUACAAACAUUAACAGGACGAUUACCAACUAAAAAGCUUUUUCACGAAGAACUGGCCUUGCAGUGGGUUGUCUGCAGUGGGAGUGUACGUGAGGCAGCUCUACAGCAGGCAUGGUUUUUCUUCGAACUUAUGGUGAAAAGUAUGGUGCAUCAUUUGUAUUUUGCUGACAAACUCGAUGCGCCAAGGAAGAAUCGUUUUCCAGAGCGCUUCAUGGAUGACAUAGCUGCUCUGGUCAGCACAAUUGCCAGUGAUAUAGUCUCCCGGUUUCACAAGGAUACAGAUAUGAUUGAAAGGCUCAACACUAGUUUAGCAUUCUUUCUCAAUGAUCUAUUGUCUGUCAUGGACAGAGGAGUUGUCUUUUUCCUUAUUAAGGCAUACUACAAACAGGUGUCCUCCAAGCUUUAUGCCUUAGUGAACCCAAGCAAUCUUGUGUCCUUGAGGCUGGACUUCCUUCGCAUUGUCUGUAGUCACGAGCACUAUGUUACCCUGAAUUUACCUUGCAGUCUGCUGACACCACCUGCAUCCCCAUCACCCUCAGUGUCUUCAGCAACAUCUCAGAGUUCUGGAUUCUCAACAAAUGUCCAAGAUCAGAAGAUUGCAAAUAUGUUUGAACUGUCUGUGCCUUUUCGCCAGCAGCACUAUUUGGCAGGCCUGGUGCUUGCUGAGCUGGCUGUCAUUUUAGAUCCUGAUGCAGAAGGUUUGUUUGGAUUGCAUAAGAAAGUCAUCAAUAUGGUACACAACUUGCUAUCCAGCCAUGACUCCGACCCACGGUACUCUGACCCACAGGUAAAGGCCCGAGUGGCUACGCUGUAUCUUCCUCUGAUUGGAGUGAUCAUGGAAAGUGUCCCACAGCUGUAUGAUUUCACAGAAAGUCACAAUCAGCGUGGAAGGCCAAGCUGCACAGUGGUGGAAGACUGCGAGAGUGAGGGUGGGAGCAUGAUAAGCCAGACAGUUGCCAUGGCCAUUGCAGGAACCUCUGUCCCACAACUCACUCGGCCCAGCAGUUUUCUCCUCGCAUCAGCGACCAGCAGGCAACAUUCAACAUUUUCAGCUGAGUCGAGCCGUAACCUUUUGAUCUGUCUUUUGUGGGUCCUGAAGAAUGCUGAUGAAACUGUAUUGCAGAAAUGGUUCACAGACCUGUCCGUGUUGCAGCUCAACCGCUUGCUAGAUUUGCUCUAUCUCUGUGUUUCUUGCUUCGAAUACAAGGGUAAAAAAGUGUUUGAAAGAAUUAACAGCCUGACAUUUAAGAAGUCAAAAGAUAUGAGAGCUAAGCUUGAAGAAGCAAUACUGGGGAGCAUUGGAGCAAGGCAAGAAAUGGUACGGCGAAGCAGGGGACAGCUGGAAAGAAGUCCUUCUGGGAGUGCAUUUGGAAGUCAAGAGAAUCUGAGAUGGAGAAAGGAUAUGACUCACUGGCGGCAGAACACAGAAAAACUUGACAAAAGCCACAAACCAGCCAGAUCAAGGGCCGAGAUAGAACAUGAGGCACUUAUUGAUGGCAACUUGGCAACGGAAGCAAACCUGAUUAUUUUGGAUACUUUAGAGAUAGUAGUUCAGACAGUCUCUGUGACCGAAUCCAAAGAAAGUAUCCUUGGUGGAGUGCUGAAGGUUCUUUUACAUAGCAUGGCCUGUAACCAGAGUGCUCUUUAUCUACAACACUGCUUUGCUACUCAGAGGGCUUUGGUCUCAAAGUUCCCAGAACUGCUGUUUGAAGAAGAGACUGAGCAGUGUGCUGACUUGUGCCUGCGCCUCCUGCGCCACUGUAGCAGCAGUAUUAGCACCAUACGCUCACAUGCCAGUGCUUCUCUGUAUCUCCUAAUGAGGCAAAACUUUGAAAUAGGAAAUAACUUUGCCAGAGUGAAAAUGCAAGUGACCAUGUCACUCUCAUCCCUUGUGGGAACAUCUCAGAAUUUUAAUGAAGAAUUUCUGAGACGUUCUCUGAAGACUAUUUUGACGUAUGCUGAAGAAGACUUGGAAUUAAGGGAGACAACAUUCCCUGAUCAGGUCCAGGACCUUGUGUUUAACCUCCAUAUGAUUCUGUCUGACACAGUUAAAAUGAAGGAACACCAGGAAGAUCCAGAAAUGCUCAUUGACUUGAUGUACAGAAUUGCAAAAGGUUACCAGAAUUCCCCUGAUCUACGACUGACCUGGCUGCAGAACAUGGCUGGGAAACACUCUGAGAGGAGCAACCAUGCAGAAUCUGCCCAGUGUUUGGUCCACUCUGCAGCACUUGUUGCUGAAUACUUAAGUAUGCUUGAGGAUCGAAAAUACCUGCCUGUAGGAUGUGUUACAUUUCAGAACAUCUCCUCCAAUGUUCUAGAAGAAUCUGCAGUUUCUGAUGAUGUCGUAUCUCCGGAUGAAGAAGGGAUCUGUUCUGGAAAGUAUUUUACCGAAGCAGGUCUGGUUGGAUUGCUGGAGCAAGCUGCAGCCUCUUUCUCCAUGGCUGGUAUGUAUGAAGCAGUCAACGAGGUUUACAAAAUCCUUAUUCCAAUUCAUGAAGCUAACAGAGAUGCCAAGAAACUGGCCACAAUUCAUGGUAAACUUCAGGAGGCAUUCAGCAAAAUAGUUCAUCAGAGUACUGGCUGGGAGUUCCUACUAAGUUGUUGGUGAUUUUUUGUUUUGUUUUGUUUUGUUUACUUCAUGACAUCCCCUAAUAAUUUCACUUUACCAAAGACUUGUGCCAGCUCAGAGGCUUUAUGAAAUGCCAUGCUGUUGUAGAAUUCAAAUUCAUCUCAGUUGGGCUUAUGUAAGAGAACAUACCAAAAUUAAUUGGAUUUGUUGCUGUGUUAAUCACUGGUGGGUGAACUGUUCUGUCUCAAAGCGAGUUGGCCAAAGUGGCUUUUUGGUCCUUUCCAACUCUGAUGUUAUGAAUUCAUAUGCUAGAUUGGUCAGGAAACAUAAUUACUGGCUGAAAAGGCUUGGCAUUCUUAAUUCUCUAUCCGAAAUGGUUAGAUGUUCUCUUAGACCACUGUUGACCCAUUGAGGAUAUUGGGCCUCUUUGUUGGUAACAACAGGGCCCAAAUUGGCAGCCAUGUUUGUUGCUUUGGCAAAGUAAAUCCAGUUGGCAAAGCUUUUGGUUCAUGUGCAGAAGAAACCUCUUAAAACUUUAUACGCAGAAGGUAUUUACCAUGCAUAAUAACAUAUUAUGAACCCUUCAUAAGUCAUGAUGGCUGUUACCUGCUCUGCCCGUUCUGUAAUGACUCUACAGCGUUCACCUUCAUUCUCUUUGCCUCCCAAGGACCUAUUAUUUUUCUCAAAAUAAUAGAUUUUAAAUGCUUUAUAACUUCCUUUCUCAUAACUGCAUUUUAGCACCUUUGAGAAACAAAGACCAUGGGGUAUUAAUUUCUUUUAUUUGCUUGCAAGUGCUUAGCAAGGGUUUAAUUUUUGUGAAAACCUUUGGUUGAAAUUAUCGAGUUCUCAUCUGUUUAGAACACACUUUGAACAAUAACAUGAUAUCAUAUGAUGUUAUUGCCCAUCUCAUUUUCUGCCUGUUGCUAAUGGAAGUUCAUUCCGUUGUUCAUAUGUUGCACACAUUCCAUCAUGCUCUGGGUUGACAUUUCCCUUAAAUCUUCUUAGGCACUGAUUCUUGAGCACUUCCCCAUCCUCCCAAAUAAUUGGAAGCAAAAUAGAAAUAAUCUUUAUUUAGACACCAUCCCCUAAUUUGUCUUAGGUGACCAUUGUUAAAGCUUAGAUUUAUGAUUGAUCUGAAAUUUUUGUCUUAUUGUACUUCUGAGUUAUCACAUAUCAACAAACAUGUCCUUAACUGGUUCUGGUCAAAGCUAUUGAGCAUAGUUAAGACAAUCUGAGGAUCAUGUUUCUCAUGAUACAGAACAAUAGCUGUUGGAAAUUCAUAGGUUCUUCCCAACCGGGUAACUGUCAUAUUUUUAUAGUUAGAAAAAGAUCAGGAUAUAUUUUAGUUAUAUGGCACAAGGAAUGACUUACGCUUCAUGGAAUCUAAUACUAGGAGGAAAGGAACUUGGGUUAGCUUAAAGUCUAAUCUCUGCAAUUAUCAGCAAUUAUCAGGACAUAGUUCCAUAUUUGGACAGAUAAAUAGCCCUAUUCAGAUGUUUAAGGGGAAAUGGUUUACAUGGUUUCAACAUCAAAAGUGAGUCUGAAAGUCCCACUUCAGCACA